UCACCCUUGAUUGUUCGGAAUGCUCUCUUUUGUGCACUGUGCCUCUUUGGCUUCAUCCGUUCGGAGUUAUUGUGGAAACGGAAUUCAAAUCUUUCGGAGGGAAACCUUUUUUAUUUGAAAAUAUUGGCCGUCAUAAGUGAAUAAAUCUUUAAUUGCAAUAUGCUUUUGCAGUUGCUAGAGGCUUUUCAGCGGCUCGUAAGUCAAUUAAAAAGUCAAUUUGUGUGGGUUCGCUGCUGGUUGCCAUUACCACGGCACUUCUACGGAUUCCGGCGGGAAACUGAGUCACGGACUCGGCUGCGCUUACGGGUGCGGGAACGACUGCGCCGGGAGCCCCACGAACGGGCCAGUCACCAGCGGAACCGGCGGACGUCGCGCCGCCACCUGGUCAUGGACUACAUCUUCGAGUGCUUCUUCGACGACACCUUCGCCCAGAUCUCGCGGAACGGUCUGCAGGACCGCCAGUCGCGGCGGGAUGUCCUCGACCACCUGAGCUCCAUCAUCAGGGGCUGCAGCGAGGGGCAGAACGCGCAGACGGAGGAGGUGGCCGCCAUCGCCGUCACGUCGGCCAUGAGGUUCCACCGACUGGCCAAGGAGCAGAACGGCAAGGUCUGCCUGAUGGGCAAGUAUCACAACAUCCUGUACAUCGCCCUGCGCACCUGCUGGGAUUGGGGAGUGCGGGAUUCGGAGGUGGUUGUUCAGCUGCUGGUGGCCAUUUAUGAGUGUGAGAAAACAUAUGAGCGGAUUUUCCUGGGCGCCCUCUUUGGCCCUCAUGCCCCGCACUUCAUCGCCGGCUGGCGCAGUGACUUCCAGGACCAGCACGAAAAUGUCCGCGCGAUGGUUUACUUUCUGAAGCACGCCACACGCGAACGGCUCACGUUGCCCGUCUGGAUUCCGCGCUUCGAGCAGGAGCAGCAGCUCAGAUUCAUCGAUGUGCCCAUCGAGUCCUGUGGGAAGUCGUCGCCCCUUCGCAUCGCCCUGCAGGCAAACGCCCCCGAAAUGCUGCUCAUACUGCUGAGAUACGGAGCAGCGCCGCAACCGCCGGACGGAGGCGCCUCUGUAAUUAUCGCGCUGCUCGACAAACUCAUCGAGGACGGCCGCAAUUACAGCUUCGAGCUGGUCAUGUGCCUGAAGAUUCUGCUGCGCAAUGUGGUCAUGAUUGAGAUGCCCUUCAAGCCCCUUUUGUACGCCGCGCGGAGGGAGAUGUUCUUCGAUCGCUACGGCCGCCUGCUGAUGGACAGGAUAAUUGGCAAGGAGCAGGUCUACGGAGUGCCCAGCCUGCGUCACUUAUGCCGCUGCUGCAUUCGCGACGUCCUGCGGGAGCACAACCAACUGCCCAAUGGCAUCGACACUUUGAGGCUGCCGAAGCGCCUGCAGCGCUACGUGGAUCUCACCGAGGAGCUAGAAGGACCCGAGGCGCAGCCGGAGGAGAGGGACCAAGGAAAGCCCGUGCCCAGGAGCAAGGAGAGAGGCCAGGUGCUGCGGCUGGAGACCAUCAGCAGUGCGACUGAGAGCGAGGACGAGAGCGAGAACCAUGUGCAGCUUCUGCAGGCCGUCACGGAACCGGAAAAAGCCGCUUUGGCCGCCUUUGUGGCCACCGGCGACGGGGCUUAUACGGAGGAGGCCAAGCAGGCGGCGGUGGCCGCCUACGUGGCAGCCAGUCCACCGGACUUUGAUCCCGAUUUUCCGCCAAUUUCCCUGCCCGGGGGAGCCCAGGUAGCCGAGCUACCUCAGUGGAUCAGCACUCACCGGUAGGUUUCCUCGCUGACGUUGAUGCGGCCCGGAACGCCGGUUGUCUCCGUCCGGCUGGUUAGGUUGACCGUGUUUCCGAAAAGACAGUAGCGCGGCACCCGGUUGCCAAUCACUCCGGUCACCACUUCGCCGGAAUGGAUGCCAAUGGUGAUUUGCUGAAACGGGACCAAACAUAGAACUUUAAGGCUUAGAAGUGUAGGAGAACUUAUCUAGAAAUAAACGGGGCCUCGGCCUAAUUUAUAAUCUU
Molecule: messenger RNA, 1996 nt
Organism: Drosophila ficusphila
Lineage: Eukaryota; Metazoa; Arthropoda; Insecta; Diptera; Drosophilidae
Gene: stops
Exons: 8
Coding region: 160-1752 (530 amino acids)
Biological process (GO): intracellular signal transduction
Source: RefSeq, a predicted model, not a curated record